AAACACAGAUUAUCAGAUGGUAACUGUCACUACUGUCAACUUGAUGAUUUCACAACAUUGCAUUGUCAACACUUUUUAUUUAUCUUUUAUUCGCAUAAUUGCUACUGCGAAGUAACAGUUUAUCCUGCCUUUAUCGUGAAUUUAUCCAAAAUGGAUUGCUCUACGCUGAUGAGAAGCUAUUCCAGAUACAUGUUGAUACUUUUCAACUUGAUAUUUGUGUUAACCGGUAUAAUUAUAAUUUCAAUUGGACUUAGCGCCAAAGCAUAUUUCCAUGAAUUCGAUGAACUGAUGAACAACCGAUACUUCCUAAUAUCAGAUUUGCUCAUCGUCAUCGGAGUAGUAAUAUUCUUCAUUGCAUUCUUCGGAUGUUGCGGUGCAAUGAAAGAAAAUAACUGCAUGACCACCACAUAUUCCACUUUGCUGGUUAUUAUUUUCCUUCUCGAAUUGGCCGUUGGCAUUACUGGAAUAUUCCUGAAAAGUAACUCUGAGGAAUUCUUGAAAGAGAGGUUGGAUUCCACGUUGGGUCAAUACAAAAAUGAUUCCUUUAACGAGACUACUGCUAUUUGGGACGCAAUUCAAAAAGAGUUCACCUGUUGCGGUGUUGUUAAUUACACCGAUUGGAAAAACGUAACAAUAUUAAACGGUAGUUAUCCGGUAUCCUGCUGUCCCGUACCACCGGGAGCCACUGAAUUGAUCUGCACAGUAAAUCACGGGAUUUACAGGGAGGGUUGCUUGGAAAAAUUCGGCGAUUUCGUUAAAGAUAACUUAUCUUACGUGGAAGGAGUAGCCAUCGGUUUGGCUAUUAUUCAGCUGAUGGGAAUUAUCUUCUCCUGCUGCUUGGCCAAGUACAUCAGAAGCGACUACGAGACUGUUUAAGCAAUGAUGAAUUCGAUACGCAAUAUAUUAUAAUAGUGUAGGUGUGAACCUGUACUUCGAAUUUUUGUUUCGGUUUGCUUUUUUUUUCAACUGUAAUUGUUUUAUUUUCGAAAAAACCGAUAGAAACAUGUGUAGUAAGUGUAAUACUUGCAGGAGUGUUUCCAAAGUCAAUUCAAUCGCUUUUCUGAUUUAAAUCUCAAUAUAUAACUUUGUUAAGGAAAGUAAGUUGGCUUUGAAAAUGCUUCGAUUCGUGAUUUUUCGAAAUUUUUGAUAUCCUAUUGGUUUUUAAGAAAGUUGAUGUUUAUUAUUCAGUAGAAAUGCUAUUAUAUAAUAUGUGAUAAUCUUCUAUAUUUAGUAUAUCAUUGUAGUUUUUAUAAUAUAAAUAAUCGUAGUUACUUAA
Messenger RNA from Phyllotreta striolata, 1276 nucleotides. The record is from the annotation of a GenBank genome assembly. Lineage: Eukaryota; Metazoa; Arthropoda; Insecta; Coleoptera; Chrysomelidae.